GACAUGCACUAUUAUAGGCCGACAUCUAAGGCAUAGUUCGGUAGUCCGUUAAUUGUACCCGAAUUGGCCGUUAUAUCUCACUCCUUUACUGGCAUUUGUGUUUUUUUGCGCCCAAAGAAUAGUGAAGACUGAAAAGCCAAUUAAAAGUUUUCUAUCUUUUCCUCUUCCAUUGUUACAGUUCUUGAUCCUUCUUUCGUGUUGGAUUAGGCUAAGCCUCCCUUGACCUGUAGACAUAUUUACUACUUCCCUUUUCCUUUUCGUUUUUCAGGCAAACUUUUUUCUCAGUGUCAGUCGCAUUUUAAUAAUGAUGGAGAAGGGAGAUCCUUCACAGAAACUAUAUACAAGGAUGCGACUUUGGGAAUUUCCUGAUCAGUAUAUUGUUGAGCCUACUGAUGGAUCCAGCGGUUUGUGCUUGGAAAUCAGUCGCGUUGAUGGGUCUGUGAAACUAAUAGAUGAGGUUCCAGAAUGCAGUUCGGUUCGUGUUCCGAAAAUUCAGAAAAUAUUUGGUGUUAUAGGCAUACUAAAACUUCUGGCUGGUUCAUAUGUACUGGUCAUAACAGAUCGUGAAUGUAUUGGAUCUUACUUCGGGCACCCUAUCUUUAAAGUUUCAUCGAUGAAAUUUUUUCCUUGCGAUCACUCUCUCAAGAAUUCUACUGCUGAACAGAAAAACAUGGAAGCUCAGUUUUCUGCACUACUUAAUGUUGCAGAGAGGACUCCUGGUCUGUACUUCUCUUAUGAUGUCAAUAUAACAUUGAGUGCUCAGCGACUGCAUGAUUUGGGUGAUGAAUCCAAGAUGCUUCCUCUCUGGAGACAAGCAGAUCCUCGAUUUGUUUGGAACAACUAUAUGAUGGAACAGCUGAUAGAUAACAAGCUUGACCCGUUCUUGCUUCCUGUUGUCCAAGGCAGUUUUCACAAUUUUCAAGCUGCAAUUGGAAAAGACAUUAUUGAUGUUACGCUAAUUGCAAGGAGGUGCAACAGGAGAGCUGGCACUCGAAUGUGGAGAAGAGGGGCUGAUUCUGAUGGAUUUGUUGCAAAUUUUGUGGAAAGUGAACAAAUUAUCCAGUUGAAAGGGCAUACAGCAUCAUUUGUUCAGGUCAGAGGGUCAAUCCCAUUACUGUGGAAUCAGAUUGUUGAUUUGACAUAUAAGCCCAAGUUUGAGAUAGUGAGAAUUAUAGAAGCACCUAGAGUUGUUGAGAGACACUACCUGGAUCUGAGAAAAAAGUACGGAAAUGUUCUAUCAAUUGAUCUUGUCAAUAAGCAUGGAGGAGAAGGACGCUUAAGUGAAAAGUUCGCAAAUGCAAUGCAGCAUAUUGCUGCUGAUGAUGUGAGAUACUUGCACUUUGAUUUUCACCACAUAUGUGGGCAUGUUCAUUUUGAGCGUCUUUCCAUCCUCUAUGAUCAAAUUGAGGAUUUCUUCAUAAAAAAUAGGUACUUUCUAUUAAAUGAGAAAGGUGAGAAAGUUGAGCUGCAACUUGGAAUUUUGAGGACCAACUGCAUUGACUGCUUAGACCGUACAAAUGUAACUCAGAGUAUGCUAGGUCGGAAAAUGCUUGAAUUCCAACUCAGAAGGCUUGGUACUUUUGAUGCUGAAGAAACUAUUAGCUCACACCCCAACCUUGACGAAAGCUUCAAACUCUUGUGGGCCAACCAUGGGGAUGAUAUAAGCAUCCAGUAUUCUGGCACUCCUGCUUUAAAGGGAGAUUUUGUCAGAUAUGGUCACAGAACAGCCCAGGGGAUUCUCGCUGAUGGAUGUAAUGCCCUAACACGAUACUACUUGAACAACUUUGUUGACGGUACAAAACAGGAUGCAGUUGAUUUGUUGCAAGGACACUAUAUUCUGUCUGUCACUCGAGAUAUGAAACCGUCAUCCCAAAAAGGAGGCAUGGAGACUAAAGCCUCAUUUCCUCUGGCAUUGGCGCUGAUAUUGACGGGGUUAUUCUUUGCUAUGUUGUCGCUAAGGAAAGUUCGACAUGAUCUACGGAGUCUGCUAUAUGCAAUGGUUUGGGCAAGCAUAAGUUUGGGCAUAGCUGCUUUUGUGAGAGCCAAUGGUCGAAUGUUCUGUAAUAGGCCUAGCCUGCACCAAUCAAGGCGUUGAUUCUGAGUUCCGAAUGUUUGAUUGUUGCUAUGUUGCUAAAAUUGCCAGAUAUUUGAUAUGCUUUGUAAAAAUUUGGUUAUUGCGCUCUUUUCAUGUCUUUUGACAACUUUCUUUUUGAUCAUCCAUUUGAAAGGUCCUAUUACAUGAUUAUCUGUAUAUUGAAAACGAAUUUAAUGAUUGAUAUUUAUAGAAAUUGAAUCUCCACUUCGACAUGA
This is a messenger RNA of Lycium ferocissimum, 2310 nucleotides long. RefSeq names its product phosphoinositide phosphatase SAC6-like. Gene Ontology annotation, molecular function: phosphatidylinositol-4-phosphate phosphatase activity. Gene Ontology annotation, cellular component: endoplasmic reticulum. Lineage: Eukaryota; Viridiplantae; Streptophyta; Magnoliopsida; Solanales; Solanaceae. The transcript has 21 exons. Bases 305 to 2095 code for a protein of 596 amino acids. The record is from RefSeq and is a predicted model, not a curated record. Gene Ontology annotation, biological process: phosphatidylinositol dephosphorylation.